AUGGCUCCCGCACCCACAACCGUCGUCUCCUCCCCCACCCCCUCCGCUCCUACCCCUGCACACACAGGCCCCAUCGGUGCCGACGGCAAGCCUCUCAAGCCCUGCUGCUCAUGCCCCGAGACCAAGAAGGCCCGUGACCAGUGCGUCUUCAACCUCGGCGAAGAAAACUGCCUCGACAUGAUCAAGGCCCACCAGCAGUGUCUCCGUGACCUCGGAUUCAAGAUCUAA
This is a messenger RNA of Linnemannia hyalina, 228 nucleotides long. The record is from the annotation of a GenBank genome assembly. NCBI's taxonomy places the organism in Eukaryota, Fungi, Mortierellomycota, Mortierellomycetes, Mortierellales, Mortierellaceae.